CUGAUCAGGAGCCGCUUCAUCAUCACCGUCAUUACUGUCAGCUCCGCCAUCACCAUCAUCAUCAUCAGCACCGGGAGCGGAGCGGAGAGAGAGGGAGGCAGCGAGGGCGGAGCAGCCGCUCUCUGUGGGCUUAAAAAGUUGAGGAGGAUCCGGUUUAUUACCGGAGCACCGGAGGGGACUCGGACCGUAUCCUUCCCCCACCCCGCUGACACGGACGCGGUGUCUCUGGAUUCACCGGGAAACCCACCCGCCGUGGUUCUGGAUGGAUUCGUUCUGGAUUCCGGGUCAAUAACGGUCCUGCUUUUUUUUUGUUCAUCACCCAGAACCUGAUGUCCGGUGCUGUGACGGAUAGAUAAAUACUUUGUUCUUAAUUAUGUUCCGGUGUUUUAACGGUUCGGCGGGUUGGUGACUGUUCCCUGGAGGAUUUACGGUGAUCUUAACGGAUCAAUAACGGAUUUUCAGACGCGAGUCCGGUCCGGCGGCUUUCCCGAACGACUUUCACCGAGCUGUGCCGGGUCCAACGGAUCCCUGGACGGCUCCUCGGUGACCGGCGUCUGGCCUCCGCUUCCCCCCGGGGACUGAGGAGGAGGCGAACCGCAGGCAGCACAGCAGGUGUCAGGGAGGGAAUGUUCCCGGGACUGGACAGGUCUGCCGCCCCGGAGGGACCGAAGAUUACCGAACGCUUCCGAACGAACCCAACGGCGGGAAAACGGGAGAAGUUCUCCGAGGAUUUUAUUUCUUUAAAAUUAGCACAUUUUUAUUGAGCAGGAACGUUUAAUGCUCAAUGGGACUCAACGACAGCAGCCCCGGCGCCAUGCGGAACGGCCGCGGCCUCUCCGACCAAUGGGCAGAGUCGGUGGUGGUCCGGCCUCGAACCACAGAGCGCCACAUCACGGUGCACAAGCGUCUGGUUCUGGGCUUCGCCCUGUCCAUCAUCACCCUCAUCAUCGUUACGGCAGUGGCCGUGGCGCUCAGCGUUCGCUUCGAUGAUUGCGGUGGACGGGAUCGCGGUGGAGGCAGAGGGGAGACGGGUUCCAGAGGGUCCGGAGGGUCGGGAAGACUCAACGGGAGCAGAGGGGAGAGGAUGGGAGACAGAGGGGAUGAAGAGGUGGUCCAGCCAUGGAAAAACUCUCGGCUUCCGGGGUCAGUGAGGCCACGGCACUACGACCUGCGGCUUGCCGUCUACAUGGACAACUUCACCUUCUCUGGAGAGGUCAGCAUCGAGCUGGAGUGCGUCAACGCCACCAGGUUCAUCGUGCUGCACGCCGACCGCCUCGAGGUGGACCGGGUUUCCGUGGCAGCAGAGAGCGGCGCCGGCGGCCGGGCCGCCAACAGGCCGGGGGGCGGAGUCAUGCGCGUCCACCGCCACUUCCCCUUCCCGGCCAAUCAGAUGUACGUGGUGGUUCUGCACCGCGAGCUGAAGCCCGGCAGGCUGUACCGGCUCAAUGUCAGCUUUGACGCCGCCAUCGAGGACGAGCUGCUGGGAUUCUUCAGGAGCUCCUACACCCUGCAGCGGGAGAGACGGUACCUGGCAGUGACCCAGUUCAGCCCGAUCCACGCCCGGAAGGCCUUCCCCUGCUUCGACGAGCCCGUCUACAAGGCCACCUUCUCCCUGAGCCUCCGCCACGACUCGCAGUACACGUCUCUGUCCAACAUGCCGGUGGACAGCAGCUGGCCGGACGAGGACGGCUGGGUGACCGACCGCUUCGCCCGGACGCCCCGCAUGUCCACCUACUACCUGGCCUGGGCCGUCUGCAACUUCACCUACAGGGAGACGCAGACCAGCGGCGGCGUGGCGAUCCGUCUGUACGCCCGGCCGGACGCCGUCUCCAGCGGCGCGGGCGACUACGCUCUGCACAUCACCAAGAGGCUGCUGGGAUUUUAUGAGGACUACUUCAAAGUGCAGUACUCCCUGCCGAAGCUAGACCUGCUGGCGGUGCCCAAACAUCCCUACGCCGCCAUGGAGAACUGGGGCCUCAGCGUCUUCGUGGAGCAGAAGAUCCUGCUGGACGCCGACGUGUCGUCGUCGUCCUACCAGAUGGAGCUCACCAUGGUGGUCGUCCAUGAGAUCUGCCACCAGUGGUUUGGUGAUCUGGUGACGCCGGUGUGGUGGGAGGACGUCUGGCUAAAGGAAGGCUUCGCUCAUUUCUUCGAGUACGUCGGCACAGAUUUCCUCUUCCCAAAGUGGAACAUGGAGAAGCAGCGAUUCCUGACCGAUGUUCUCCACGAGGUGAUGCUGCUGGACGGACUCAGCUCCUCCCACCCCAUCUCUCAGGAAGUGGAGCAGGCGGCCGACAUCGACCGCGUCUUCGACUGGAUCGCCUACAAGAAGGGGGCGGCGCUGAUCCGGAUGCUGGCGAACGUGAUGGGGCAGCCGCUGUUCCAGAAGGGACUCAACGAUUAUCUCCUGAGUCACAUGUACAGCAACGCCGCCAGAGACGACCUUUGGAGUAAACUAACUCAGGCCAUGCGCUCAGAAGGGCGGGACAUUGACAUCGGAGAGAUGAUGGACAGAUGGACUCUACAAAUGGGCUACCCUGUCGUCACCAUCAGCAAGAACCAAUCAGAGCAGCUCUCCACCCAUUACAUCAAGGUCACCCAGGAGCACUUCCUGUACGGAGAGGAAGUCAGAAACAACCUCAGUUUACAGUGGCAGGUCCCAUUGACCGUCGCCGUGGGAAACGCGUCCACGGUCUGCCUGGAGAGCCUCAUCUGGAUCAACAACAGGACAGAAAACCACAGGAUUGGUCAGAUGGAUGACAGCACCUGGUUGCUGGGAAACAUCAACCAGACCGGCUACUUCCGCGUGAACUAUGACCUCCAGAACUGGAAACUACUCAUUCAGCAACUUCACAACAAUCCUCAGAUCAUUUCUGUUGGAAACAGAGCAGGUCUCAUCGACGACGCCUUCAACCUGGCCAGGGCGGGGUACCUCCCACAGGGCGUUCCCCUGCAGCUGAUUGGCUACCUGCCAGAGGAGACGUCCUUCCUGCCGUGGCACGCCGCCAGCCGGGCGCUGUACCAGCUGGACAAACUGUUGGACCGCACAGACGACUACAGGCUGUUCAGCGAUUACGUGCUGAAGCAGGUGGCGUCCCGGUACCAUCAGAUGGGCUGGCCGACAAACGGACCGGGAACAGAGGGAAACAUCCUGCAGGCGUCGUACCAGACUGAAGAGCUGCAGCGGGAGCUCAUCAUGCUGGCCUGCAGCUUCGGCAACAAGCAGUGCCACCGCCAGGCCGUCGCCUACAUCUCCGACUGGAUCUCCAGCAACAAGAACAGGAUUCCUCCCAACAUCCGGGACAUCGUUUACUGCACCGGGGUCAGCCUGAUGGACGAGGACGUGUGGGAGUUUAUCUGGAUGAAGUUUCACUCCACCAGCGCCGUCUCAGAGAAGAAGAUCCUGCUGGAGGCGCUGACCUGCUCCGACAACACCUUCCUCCUCAACAGGUUACUGAACCUGUCUCUGACCUCCGACCUGGUCCCCGAGCAGGACGUGAUCGACGUCAUCAUCCACGUUGGACGAAACCCGCAAGGUCGGAACCUGGCCUGGAAAUACUUCAGAGACAAGUGGGAGAUCCUGAACGCCCGAUACGGAGAAGCUUUGUUCAUGAAUUCAAAACUCAUCGGUGGAGUCACAGAGUUCCUGAACACGGAGAGAGAACUCAAUGAGUUAAAGGAGUUUAUCCAGUCCAGCGGCGUGGGGGCGGGGCCUGCGCUGCCCCGAGCGUUGGAAAUCGUAGAGGGGAACGUCCGUUGGCACCGCCUCCACCGGCGGCACUUCUACCAGUGGCUUCGUAAACCUCCAAGCUCCACCUACGGCUAACGCUCCGCCGGCUCGCUGGAGCGAAGCUAACUGCACUCUGACUGCUAGGCUAAUGCACUUCUAGCUAACGGACGUACUCAAAACUGGCCUGACUGGUUAAUGAGCUGGUUUCUGAACUGGUUUUGUUUUAAAAGAAGUUUAAUGUGUUCAUCGAUGGUGUUUCUCAACAUGAAGCCCUUGUGGUCAAAUUGUGCUGUAAAAACGUGACAACAGUUGAUCCAGGCAUGGGUUAGCUAGCCUCAGAUUUUAUAUCCAUCAACAAAAUAACAACCAACUUCAACCAACAAACUGAAACAACAAAAACUUCGGAAUUUAAAGAAAACCGGGAUGUUUGGCCAACUAUACCCUUAAGCUCUUUGCAUAUGUUUUAUGUCUUUACAUUGAAAAAAAGUAAACUGAUUUCUAACAUCUUGAAUUUAAUUAAACAUAAGUCAUAUAAGUGAUAUAAAGUUUAAAUGGUAAAUCUGUGGGGAGGUGAACUGUUGAAACCUUUUGUUUUUAGAGGUGAUUAAAAUAAAAAGGUAAAUUUAUAUUGAUAUUAUUAUGGCAGGUGUGCAACAUUGGUUUUGGUUUUUUCCUUUGUGAAAAAUUCAACCCUCUUUAUAUUUAGGAAACAGACACAAAAUAGAUACUAACAAAAAUUUAUUUUACUUUGAGUUUCUUAGUUUUGUUUUUUUAAAUCAGUUAUGAGCCUACAGAAACAAACACAAACGCAUCUACGACAACCUCUUAAUGUUUUUUAUACGAUACACAAAAACCUUUUCCUGGCUGAAUUUCUUUACAACUGUGUGCAAAAAAUUUUUUAAAAUUAUUGAUUUUGUUGUCUGGGAUUCUAAAUUAAGUAAGGGAGUGAUAAUUUGGAUAUAUAAAUGCAAGUUGGUGAAAUUAAACAUAAUUGGGUUUAAUUUUAAAUCACUAGAUGGCAGCAGAGGAUUUCUGCCAGAGGACUGUGUGAAAUAUGCAUCUACAGGCAUUAGUGGGAUAUCUACGCUACGUUAGCCGCAUUAACACCGGGAGUAAUUUGAGGCAAACAAUCUUAAUAGAUGGAAAAAUAAACAAUUCAUUUGCAGAGGAUCUAUCAAUGACACGAGUAAAAACAAAAUACUUUUAACAUUUCAGUUUCCAAAUGUCUUAAUCAGAAAAAUCUAACCGAGUUGCUGUGGAUCUUAGAAAGGUCUGAAACCUCUCAAAAUUAGCAGCAAGUUUAGAACUUUAACUGACCAAUCAGAACAAAGGAGCUCAUCAGACCACCAGGGUGGGCCAAUCAGAACAAAGGAGCUCAUCAGGCCACCACUGUGGGCCAAUCAGAGCAGACGGUUCUUAACUUCAAAGUUCUCACUGAGCUAAACAUCUAAAAUCAAGUUUAACCUGAAAACAUUGUGAACAAACAACAUUUUUGUCUUUAGAAUGAGAAACCUUUCUGUGUGAUAGAAAGCCAGAGAUUCAGUUAAAAUCUGACUUUUAUUUGUUUUCUUUAUUUAACCAGCUUUAAUUUGAAGGCAUGUCGAUCGCUGCUGUGAUUAACACGGUUUGAACCAGGCCUCCUCUGUUCAGAAAACUCAUUCAGACUCAUUACCGCUUCGCAGCAUUCACACUGACGCAGCUUGAAGUCAAAGAGCAAAAACUCCAACAGUUUGAGGUUUUCGUUGCUUCAGAACGAGAAACGAAACAACAAAAAAAUAAUAAAGAUGACAACAGCUUGAACACUUCGAGCCCCACAUGUGCAGGAAUAAUUGUUCUCUGAUGAGCGACGAUGUUCUGGUCGGUCUUUUGUUUUAAUGAGCUGCAGAAUGUUUGAAGAUUUCAAAGAGAAAACAAAAAUGGCUGCAACAUGAAAGACACAAUGCUGUCAGGCAUUUAGUUCUGGCAGGUUGGAAAAUAACAGGUUUGACAAACAUUUGAAGUCUAAAUGUCUGACAGCAUUUUACGACAAAGCUAUUAAUUAUACAUGAAAGUCUCAAUUUUCACCCGUUUUUCUGUUUAAGGCCGAGAUCAAUAUUCCGUUUAUAAAUUCAGACAUGUUUAGUUAGAGGUGAAAAUCCCUCAUUAUGAAGAUCUUCCAACAUCUGACUUUAAUCUGGUCCUGUUUCAUUUCCUAGUGAAACCCCAAGAAUAAAACUCUUAUUUCUAAUAGUAUUAAUUCACUGAUGAUCAAAUACAUAUUUAGUGCAUUUUUGAAUCUCUAACAUCUUUACCAACUCAUGUUGUUUUUCUGGCCUAAAAUGGAGGAUAAAAUCUGCUGACUCAGCUGAUCCAGGUUAAAACUUUGGUUGUUUUUUAUGGAGAUGAUGUUGCUUUUUACAGCAGAUUUCUUAUGUUGACGACGGACCAGAUUGGACAUGAUUAUGGACAACUGUUUGGACUGUUUGGACUGUUUGGACUGUUUGGACUUUGAGACCACGCCCUGAUGGACCUCAGAGUUCGGCUUCCCCAGUUUGUCGGACGGUUCUGUGGACUUUGGACAUAUCUGGUUGUCUUCAGCGCGGUGGAGUCUUUGGACGCAUUUUUGGAACAAAUCACGAACUUUACUUGGAUUGUACCGUUUAUUUUGCUCUGGAGAAACUAAACUUUCCGACGGAUCUUGACAGAACAUUUUCAGAACCUCGGACCGGAGAAACUUUUCGAAGUUGUUCCUCUGCUGCUUGAUCCAGCUUUGAUGUUCAUAACUGAGCCAUAUACGAAUGAACGGGCCUGCCUCCUUCUGUACAUCGUGUCCAGUGAUGUGUGAGCGUGAUGAAGAUGAUGAUGAUGAUAAUGGGAACGGCAGAAUGAGGGCGGCUAAUUAUGAUUCUGGUCAUUAGAAGCUCUAAUUGGAUCAGGAGGAAAGGCAGAGCGAAUGACGGCGGCUGAGAUAAUUGUUGACGACGUGACAAAAGCUAAUUACUGUGUGCAUUAUCAGCCGUUAACGUCCAGUCAGGGAAAUCGGGUUUACAGGCAUUAAAAGCACACCACAUGUACAGUAAACACUGUAAAAUAUACAAAUGUGAUAUUUAAAGAGAAAGUGCAAUCUGAAACUGUUUGUGUUGGUGAAAAUGGUGUUUAUGAUGACUGAAGGCGCACGAUCAAAAUCUGAAAGAAACAGGAAGUUGCAGGCAAUAUUUUAGCCCUACUUCCUGUUUACAUUGUGUUGGUUUCUUGUGUUGGACCGUAUUAAAACAAAAACAACAAAAACUA
Xiphophorus maculatus (southern platyfish) is the source of this 7000-nucleotide messenger RNA. RefSeq names its product thyrotropin releasing hormone degrading enzyme (gene trhde). Gene Ontology annotation, molecular function: peptide binding; zinc ion binding; metalloaminopeptidase activity. The transcript is spliced from 21 exons. NCBI's taxonomy places the organism in Eukaryota, Metazoa, Chordata, Actinopteri, Cyprinodontiformes, Poeciliidae. The record is from RefSeq and is a predicted model, not a curated record. Bases 785 to 3826 code for a protein of 1013 amino acids. Gene Ontology annotation, biological process: proteolysis; peptide catabolic process. Gene Ontology annotation, cellular component: cytoplasm.